AACAUUAAUCGUUUUUAUGUAUAAAACUUGUUAUCUAUUUUGUGGCUUAACCUUACUUUACUAUCUAUGUAUCAUAGAAUUAUUAUUAUUUUGAGAGUUUAUAGUGAAUCACUGGUUAUCUGCCUUUAUAAAGUAUGUACGUAAAUACUUAAAAUCUUAUCUUUCGCUACAAACAAAAAUAAUAAAAUAAAUUGCGUUUAUUUGAUACAAAAUAUUUCCUCAGACGUCCAUAACACAUUUUUUGCUUAAUUAAAGAUGCCGCAUUAUAAUCAGAAACAUCAUCAUCAUCACCAUGGCCCUGGUAUGCCUCCAUUACCUUCAGCAGGAUUUCCAUCUGUAGGAGGAAGUGGCCCACCUCCAUUACCACAUAGUGCUUAUCCACCAAAUACCUACCCCGUUUUCACAAAUCCGCAUCCUCCUCCUCCCCCUCCACAUCAUGUUCCUUCACAACCACCCUAUUCUCAUCAUCAUCAUCAUCAUCCAGGUCAUGGAGUUUAUGUAGAACCUCCACCACCUUAUACACCCCACCAAAUGCCACAACCACACUACCCACCCAAUGUUCCUCAUCCUACGUGUCCCCCUCCACCAGUAGAUGUGGUUUAUAUUCAUGGAAAACCUAAAAAGAAUAAGAAAAAGUCCAAAGCAAAGAAAGCGUUGAUGAUUGCCGCUCCUGCGGUGGGUUUGGGACUUGCUGGAUACAUGAUUGGAAACGCAGUUGGAAGAAGAAACUCAUCAAGUAGCUCAAGUUCAAGUAGUAGCGAUUCAGAUUAAGAGAAACUAAAUAUAUUUGUGUAUUGGUAUUCAACUAUAUCUAAUAUUAAUAAAAUCUAAGAGUAAGGCUGUAUUUUACAAAUUGUUAUAAAAAAAUAUUCUUUAAUAAAUUUUAAAUUACCACA
Onthophagus taurus is the source of this 896-nucleotide messenger RNA. RefSeq lists its product as uncharacterized. NCBI's taxonomy places the organism in Eukaryota, Metazoa, Arthropoda, Insecta, Coleoptera, Scarabaeidae. The record is from RefSeq and is a predicted model, not a curated record.